Messenger RNA from Ornithodoros turicata, 2274 nucleotides. RefSeq names its product endothelin-converting enzyme 2-like. The transcript is spliced from 2 exons. The record is from RefSeq and is a predicted model, not a curated record. Gene Ontology annotation, biological process: protein processing. Gene Ontology annotation, cellular component: plasma membrane. Gene Ontology annotation, molecular function: metalloendopeptidase activity. Lineage: Eukaryota; Metazoa; Arthropoda; Arachnida; Ixodida; Argasidae. The coding region runs from base 58 to 2169 and encodes 703 amino acids.
UACUCGCGCAUUCCAUGUCGGUGCGUUUCUCAGUAUGCUGUCGAUACUCCACGGUCAAUGGACAACACUUUAAGAAGGUCGAUCUCCGAUACCUCGUAUCAAACCAGCGAACUACGCUCAACUUGGAGCUCUACGGCGAAACAACCGACGAAGGAGAGACCAUCGCUCUCAACAACCGCCCUCCAGGAAACACUGUCGUCUUACAAGCCAACCGAAACAAAACCCAUGACCUGGCAGAAGUGGAAGAGCGUCAUAAUCUACAUCGCCAUAUCCGUCUGGGUCCUGGUCCUAGCCAGCGCAGUCGCACUCUUUCUGUGGCGCCGGUCGGCAUCUCGCGGGCCGGACGAAUACGCCGUCUGCCGAACGGACCCUUGCCGACUUUACGGCAUCCUCAUCAACAGGACCAUAAAGAGAGACCGGGACCCUUGCGACGACUUCUACAGCUACGUAUGUGGCGGCUGGGACGUGAAGCAGCAGUAUUCCGUGUACUGGAGCCACAUGGUCGAUUAUAGCGGGGAUCUGGCCGACAGUCUCCAAGGGGCAAUCCCUUCCGCGAAUCAGAGUGCUGUCGAAAGAGCUGCCAAGUUCUACCAGUCCUGUCGAAGGGCGAACGGUGGCGUUCCGGGAGAACUCGACUACUUCCGAAGACUGUGGAGGGACUGUGACCUGGACUGGCCGAGACUCACGCCCAAUGCGAGCUUGUUCAAGACGGUGAUACUUCUCUACGAAACUUUCGAACUACAGAGCAUUAUCAACUUCGAAGUGCUUCGCCUUCGACACGGUACUCGCUUGAAGAUAUUCCUGGGGGACCAGCUGUCCACCUUUUACGAUGUCGGUACCCGUAUCAAGGCUGCCCAAGGUUAUCGCCACUACUACGAGAGCAUUCAGCGGAUUCUAAGAACGGAAGACACCGAGGAAAACGAGCUGCUACCGUACAUUUGGUUCCUCGAUAUCGAGACCGCCAUUCAGCGCGCUUUGCAUACCGCCCUUGAUAAAACCAGCAAGAUCACAACGGUCGAUACAUCCCGGCUCAACAGUAUGACGCCGUAUAUAACAGAUGAGCGAUGGUCGGAAGCCUUCACCUUGUUGGGUCUUCCCACAGGCUUACAGAUUGACCUCGUGAAUGAAGGCUACGUAAGAGCGUUAAACGGGCUUUUCGCAACGAUUGAAGAAGCGGAACUUCAUCGAUACGUGGGAUGGCUGAACGUCCAGCAAAUGGCGCCGUUUAUCAACCGUGAACUCUUGCUCGUUGUCGGCGAGAACUCUGCACUGGUAGAGGCAAACGCGUUAACGUCUUGCUUAGAGCGCACAGAAACGUUCAUGGGCUGGGCUCUGUACGCAAAGAUUGCAGUCUACACAUUCUCCGAAGUUAUCAAGGAAGAUCUCCACAGAUUGAUCCGGGACGUCAGCCAGAUAGCGGUAGAGAAAAUGGACCUGCAGUGGCUACCCCUGAAGAAAGCUCUAAUCCGAUCUGCUUUUAAGAACUGGCGCUUGGACCUCAUGAGGUACCCGGACAAAUUUCCGACGCCGUACGUCCUUGACCCGAUCUUGAUAAACAUGACCAACAUGGGCGACCAUCUGCUGAUGAAUUGGGCGAAUGCUGUCAGGGGAUUGGCAGACACGGAUAGCGUGACUCUGGCGAUCAACACACCGCGCUUCGUCCGCGACUCCGUAGACAGUGCCUAUUACCACCUCUACAGUCCUGCCGAGAAGAAGUUCAGGCUGCCACCAUACGCGACGGUCCUACCCCUCUACAAGCACGGCAUCGUCGGGUCUAUCAAGUACGGAGGGUUAGGCCUGCUCCUGGCGCAGACCGCACUCUCUAUUCUGCGGGGCUAUGAGUCAAAGGUAGAAAACGGCACGAAGACUUGCUUCGACGGAGGGACUAUGGCUGGAGAGCUGGCUUUGGCUUUGGAUAUUGCUUGGGAAGCGUUUUCUCGUCGGUCAUCCGAAGACGUGAGGCUCCAUUUCCUGCCGUCGUUCACGAGCGAGCAGUUAUUCUUCAUAGCGACGUGUUACCUUCUGUGUGGUCAAUGGGACAGGAGAUCGUUUGUGCGAAGGUGCAACGAGCCUCUCAAGCAAAGCUCCGUGUUUGCGAAGGCAUUUUCUUGUAGAGUGGAGAGCCCCAUGAACAGUGGAGACAAGUGUAACAACAACUCCGCAGGUUAAUACGGAAGUCAUAUUUAGGUGGCUAAUAUGUGUAUUAAUGGCAAUUCUACCUUAUUUCUAAUGGGAAGGAUUGAUACGUUCAAUACAUCGUUUUUACAACCACGA